CAAGUAAAAGCAGCUUCUCUGAAUCCUCCAUGACUUGUAAAUGAAAUCCUCCUCACUGAAAUCUCAGAUGAGUUAUUUUGCGUGUUCGGGUUUAGCUGUCGUAUCUGUGGAGGGAGGAGAGAGAGAGAGAGAAGAUGCAGCGGAGGAGUACUUGUUCUCACUGUCUGCAAACCACAGACGUUCAGUGUUUUAAUCUUGAGCACCUGGAGAGAUUUUAUUUCAGAGCGCUGAACUGUUGGGGAAAAUGGUCGACAGAUUCGUUUUGUCCUGUUUGUGCUGUUGCUGUCUGGUUGGUGUGCUUGCUGAUUCAAACGCGGUGAAGUCGGUGCCAGUGACGGAGGGAGAUUCAGUCACUCUAAACCCUGAUCUUAGCGUUAAACAAUCUGACAAUCUGAUCAUGUGGAACUUUAAAACUAAUGGGUAUCUUAUUGCAAAAAUCACCUCCAACCAUACCUCGAUAAUAGAUGAUGUUCUUGACGGGAUAUUCAGAGACAGACUGAAGCUGGAUCAUCAAACUGGAUCUCUGACCAUCACAGACAUCACAACUCAACACACUGGAGUUUAUCAAGUAACCAUCAGCAGCAAGACAAAGUCUGUUUAUAGAUUUAAUGUUACUGUCUAUGCUCGUCUCCCCGUUCCUGUCAUUAUAAGUGACUCUCCACAAAAUUCAUCUUCUUCAUCCUCAUCACAGCAGAAUUGUUCAUUGUUGUGUUCAGUGGUGAAUGUGGGUCAUGUGACUCUCUCCUGGUACAAAGGAAACAGUUUAUUGUCCAGCAUCAGUGUGUCUGAUCUCAACAACAGUCUGUCUUUACGUCUGCGGUGUCUGGAUGAUUCCUACAGCUGUAUGGUGAGCAAUCCCAUCAACAACCGGACUAAAUAUGUCAACGUCACUGAUCUCUGUCGGCCAUGUUCAGAUUGUGCCUUCUGUUGUCAUGCUUCUGAAGCUCUCGCCCGAUUGGCUCUCUCCGUUGUGGUGGGCGUGGCUACUGUCGCUAUUGUAUUUUAUGACAUCAUCACAUCCAGGAAAGGUGUAAACGAGAGACAUCAUGACUUACAAUAUAAAACAGCUUCAUGAUAAUUCAGUGUAAAUCCAUUAUCAUUAUAUUUUUUUUUUCUUGUUUUUAUGCAUUCCUUUGGCUUGGGUAGAUUUUAUAUUCAUUUUGUUUAGUGUGAUAUGGAAUGUUCAAAAUUUCAGUUAAACUGUGUUUUUUAUUUGUUCAUUGCAAUUUGUGUCUAUAUGUGUGGCAAUUAAUAAAAACUUGGCAUUUAAAAACAA
Molecule: messenger RNA, 1276 nt
Organism: Carassius auratus (goldfish)
Lineage: Eukaryota; Metazoa; Chordata; Actinopteri; Cypriniformes; Cyprinidae
Product: SLAM family member 9-like
Exons: 4
Coding region: 245-1075 (276 amino acids)
Source: RefSeq, a predicted model, not a curated record